UACAUGGCAGUGAAUCACGAUUUGCUUUCUAUAUAAAGCGCACAUCGGCCAUCGAAGAUUUAUCAGUGCGAAUUACAACAACGUACGCUAACAACCACCUGAAGCGUCUUCGCUUAUCUAACAAUUUGUCGCGAUAAAACAUAGUCAAUUCUCUGGAAUAAAUAAUGUUUAAGCUCUUUUGUUUAAUUUUCGUGAUCGGGUGUGCGUUUGCCGAGCCACCGCCGAGUUAUCUGCCCCCUAAUCAGGGAUACCUUCCCCCUGGUAACGGUGGUCCACCAAGUGGUAGUUAUGGACCUCCAAGUGACACGUACGGCCCACCAAAUGGCGGCAAUGGCAACGGAAACAAACCACCACCAGUAUACGGCCCUCCAGAAGACGCCACCGAACCCGCAAAAUACUCUUUCGAAUGGGAAGUGAAUGAUCCAGAAAGUGGAAACGAAUACGGACAGAAAGAAGAACGUGAUGGUGAUAACACCGUCGGUUCCUACAAUGUCCUGCUUCCCGAUGGUAGGAAACAAAUUGUCGAAUACACCGUUGACAAGGACGGUUACCAUCCAGUCAUCAAAUACGAAGGAGAAGCGAAACCAAAUGGCAACGGUGGUGGAUAUCCAUCUGGCAAACCCAACGGCAAUGGAAACGGCGGUUACCGCUACUAAGUGAUACACCCUUAUACAUCUUCCCACAUCUUCGAAAAGAAUACCGACUUGUAAGUACAACAUUGUAGCGUUAGCUGAUGAACGUAAAACGGUUGACGAACAUUUAGCGUUGAAUUAAG
Messenger RNA from Dalotia coriaria, 775 nucleotides. Its product is annotated as pro-resilin-like. Lineage: Eukaryota; Metazoa; Arthropoda; Insecta; Coleoptera; Staphylinidae. The transcript has 4 exons. Bases 165 to 656 code for a protein of 163 amino acids. The record is from RefSeq and is a predicted model, not a curated record. Gene Ontology annotation, cellular component: extracellular matrix.